Messenger RNA from Debaryomyces hansenii CBS767, 1023 nucleotides. Its product is annotated as putative lipase. NCBI's taxonomy places the organism in Eukaryota, Fungi, Ascomycota, Pichiomycetes, Serinales, Debaryomycetaceae. The record is from RefSeq and is a predicted model, not a curated record. The transcript has a single exon. The coding region runs from base 1 to 1023 and encodes 340 amino acids. Gene Ontology annotation, biological process: lipid metabolic process.
AUGAGGUAUAUAUCUAUACUACUUGUUUGUUUUCUUGCUUUUACCUAUGGGUAUAAUGCUGAAUAUCAAACUGAAAAAAUACCAGAAGAUUACAAAAUGUUGGUUGAAUAUGCUCAUAUUGCAGCCAUUUCUUACUGCCUCAAGAAAGAAUCGUCUACGGGGUUGCUUGGGGACGAUAAAACCAAUUGCUUGUUGGAAAUUUGCAAUGCUAAGCCUUACGAGAGUAUAGAGAUUAAAGCGAGGUUUAAAUUCAAUACCUGGGGUGAAGCGUGUUCCGGCUACUAUGCGAUAGAUCAUGACAGCAGAAGAAUACUUUUAGUAUUUAGAGGUACCGCAUCAAGAAAAGAUUGGUUACGGAAUAUGGAUAUAUAUCCAGUGAAAUACAGUCCAAUAUUUAACGAUGGUAUACCCUUGACAAAGAGACUGCCAAACAUUGAAUGUAACAACUGCAAAGUACAUCGGGGAUAUUACAGGACUUUGAAGAAACAUUGUGCUGCGAUUAUUCAAGGUGUAUUGGAUUUGCAUAGUGAAUAUUCGGAUUAUAAACUAGUUGUAGUUGGACAUUCAUUAGGAGGUGCAUUGGCAGUAUUAAGCGGCAUUGAGUUGCAAUUGAUGGGCCAUCAUCCGUUGGUUGUGUCAUACGCUAGUCCAAAAGUGGGUAAUAGAGAUAUGGCAGAAUACAUUGAUAGAAUAUUCUACACUUCUGAGGUUGCAAAAUAUAUCUAUGAAAAUAGGAAUCUUAGCACAGGCUACAUUAGGGUUGUACAUAAAGGAGAUAUGAUUCCCAAAUUACCACCUACCACAAUUUAUCAACACUGCGGUUUUGAAUAUACAAUUAACAAAAAAUACUAUCCCCAUACUUCUGAUGAUGUUGAGCCGAAAGGUAUCUCAGUUCUCGAUGACCAAUAUGGUGAAGACCAAGUAAGUAUGGCCAAAUUUAGUUAUAACAAAUUGUGGUCAGAUAAUGUUGGCAAAUAUGAGCAUAAUAAUUAUUUUAUAGGGAUUACAACAUGCCAGAUAUAG